Messenger RNA from Fundulus heteroclitus (mummichog), 5915 nucleotides. RefSeq names its product TRAM1 and TRAM_LAG1_CLN8 domain-containing protein. The coding region runs from base 432 to 1547 and encodes 371 amino acids. The transcript is spliced from 11 exons. Gene Ontology annotation, biological process: protein insertion into ER membrane; SRP-dependent cotranslational protein targeting to membrane, translocation. Gene Ontology annotation, cellular component: endoplasmic reticulum membrane. The record is from RefSeq and is a predicted model, not a curated record. Lineage: Eukaryota; Metazoa; Chordata; Actinopteri; Cyprinodontiformes; Fundulidae.
AAGAGCCACUGUGGAAGGUCCAAAGAGCCACAGGUUGCAGACCCCUGGUAUAGCCCAAUCUAUUAAUUUUCAACAAUACUGGAGUUUAAGAAGUGUACGUGAUGUACGUGAAGGCAUCACGGCGCCGGGUUCUCCUUCUACGUCAACGAGGCUGGGCGGUUCAUGAAUGGGGCUCUGAAGUGGGAGGGCCCGUCGUCUGACUUUAGCAGGCAGGGGGGGAAAAAAGUGGGUGUUGCGCUUUGGUUCGCUGCGAUGCUCCUUCAUGGUUGUUUUUAAAGCAACCAAGCGGCUGUCUGUGUUUGCGGAUUGCAGCGGAGCGGAGGGAUCUUCACCCAGCGGGGCCAGCAGCAGCAUCCUUCGGCUGAGGCGCAGCUACAGGCCAGCGGCCACAGCAGCGGAACCAGAGGGAGGUUGAGUCGUGUCGUUGAGCCAUGGGGUUCCGCAAGAAAAACAAGAGCCCGCCGGUGCUGAGCCACGAGUUUGUGAUCCAGAAUCACGCCGACAUGGUUUCCUGCCUGGCCAUGAUCAUCCUCCUCGGCCUAAUGUUUGAGGUCACAGCAAAGUUUGCCAUCAUGUUCAUCACAGUCCAGUACAAUGUAACUCAAGUUCUUGAUGAGAAAAGCGAGCCGGUAAACCUUUACCAGUAUGGCCCUAAAGAUGUGGCAACAGUCUUUUUCUACCUGCUCAUAGCGGUCAUCCUUCACGCCUUGAUUCAAGAAUAUAUUCUCGACAAAAUUAAUAGGAGGUUGCACCUGUCGAAAACCAAACACAGCAAGUUUAAUGAGUCUGGCCAGCUCGCAGCGUUCUACCUGUUCUCCUUUAUCUGGGGCUGCAGCAUCCUAACAGCGGAAGAGUUUGCAACAAAUCCCACUUUCUUAUGGGAGGGGUAUCCACACACUAACAUGGUUUUUCAGGUCAAAUUCUUCUACAUUUGCCAAAUUGCCUAUUGGCUCCAUGCACUUCCUGAGCUAUACUUUCAAAAAGUGCGAAAGGAGGACAUCCCCCGCCAGCUUUAUUACAUUUGCCUUUAUGUUGUCCACAUCACUGGUGCCUAUGUCCUAAACCUCCACCGACUGGGCCUGGUGCUGCUGGUCCCUCACUACCUGGUCGAGCUUCUGUUCCACGCUUCACGCCUCUUCUACUUCAGUGACGAGAACAAGCAAAAAGGCUUCACUUUGUGGGCGCUGCUUUUUGUCAUUGCCCGCCUCCUCACCCUCACACUGUCAGUGCUGACAUUCGGUUUUGGCCUCCCCCGUACGGAAAACCACGGUUUUUCCCUGGCAGAAGGCAACUUUAAUGUGCUCACCAUAAGGAUGACCUGUCUAGCAGCCAUCUGUCUGACGCAGGCCUGGAUGAUGUGGAAGUUCAUUAAUUUCCAGUUAAAAAAAUGGAGAGAGCACAGCCAGAACCAAGCGUCAAAGAAGAAGACGGUGAGCCCAAAAAGCAAGCCUCAUAAAAGAGAAAGUGCGAGGGGAGGGGCUGCCAAUGGAGUCGUCAAAUCUGAGGAUAAAAUGUCACCACGAGCAAGAAAAGCCAAAGCUUCAUAAAGUUGGACGAGCUUGUUGAGAUGAGGGGGGAAAAAAACAACUUCUGUCAACGUGACAUUAGAGGUGGUUUCGGUCUGCAGGAACGUUCUCAUAGCUCUCGUUACAGUUUAAGGUGGAUUCCUUUCUUUCUUUGUUUGCCUUUGCACUGCAGGAACCGUGGCCUGUUUGCAGUUAUAAGAGCUGCUUUUAAUGAGCGUUUUUUUUAAGAUCCUGUUUCGGAGUUGGAGCUUUCUUUGUACGAUAGAAGCCCAUGAGUUGUGUGUGGGGAUGUGAGUGGCCCCGUUGCAAAUGGAUUGAUGGGGCAAGUUGUUCACUCGGUCAUUGUCUCCCUAAUUUCAAAAAUACCCAACACUGUGCACAGUAGCUUCAUGUGUUCGUGCAGGAGAUUUGAUAACAUUCACCAAAAUGAAACAAAACAGAAGUGAAGUACAGGCUUACCUGACUCCAUAAAAGGAUUUUUAAACAAUUUCUGCAGGAACUCACCUCCAUUUUGUACCUGUAACUAAAUUAUUUUAAACUCAUAUGCUUAGCCAGUGCGUAUCUGUUAAUUUAUUUAGCUGGUUAGUUUUUUUUUUAAAGGAAUUAUGGAGAUAAAUAAUCAUUAAAAUCAUCAGAUCUUAGUGUUUUAUGAUUAUUUAAAUAUGUUACACCCAGUUUCCCUUAUUUUUCAUUCAUAUCAAUCCAGAUUAUGACCAAUAAAAAUGACAUACCUUCAUUAAUUGCAUUUCGUCACAGUGGACUAUUGUUAAAUCUUAUUCACUAGGGUCGUUUAAACCCCUAACCCUGUAUGUUGGCACCUAAAUCAGGCAGUGGUUAAAAUAUCAGCGAAAUGGGGCAUUCCUUUAAGAAAGUGCUAUGCUAUUAGUUCUUUCUUUACAUAGCUUUUUAUGCUCAUAUGUUGCAUACCAUAUAAGUUUCAGGCAACUUUACAAAUGCAAAACAUGGUUUUCUUGCAGGCCCGGGGAAAAAUCCACUAAUGCCCUUGACCUAACAUAAUAACAAGCUCUCAUUCAAACCUAAAAAUCAUCAUUGUAAUAAUAAUCUUACAUAAGGAUUUAGAGGGCUAAAAAUUAAGGAUAAAGUGAUAAAAUAAGAUUCAGUCUACAAUACAGUCAUUUCAUACCCGUCUUUGGUAGCUUAAAAUUUUCUCAAAGGCCCAUAGGCAGGAGAUGCUGAACAGAACCCAAAAACAUCAAGAAUACAAAAUGGAGAAAGGAUUAAAUGACCAACAACCUGUAAAACUAUCUUAUUUCUAGCUUUGCUUAAAUGAUGUAACUCAGCACGCCCAAAAAAAGCAACUCGGACUUUGGGGCUCCCGUUGAUCCGACUUUAUUUUGGUGAAUGUUGUGAGCAUAACUGACAUUGUCACAGUGAUCGUCUGGCAACUGCUAUGCAAUCAGAGCAUUUCUCUGGCAGUGUGGAUGCAAGCAAAAAAGAAAGUCAUAGUCGUUCUUAUGGCUUCACUGUAUUGGAGGCUCUAACUAUAAGACCCUCCGAGAGCUCUUAUACAGUUUGGUCUGCUUAAAACUUUUUUCUUCAAAAAUGUGUCUUCUGCUUUGUCCAAGAAAAAGGAAAAGUUUAAGCCCACUAAGAAACCCUUGUAUCAAUGCCCCUUUGGGGUUGAAAAUCCCUCUUUCUGAAAAUGUUCAGUGUUACUGUGAGCUACAAGUGUUCAUUGUUCAUUCAGGUUUGCUGCCGAGGGGAUGUUAGCCGGACACUGCUGGUUUUGAUGCUUUAACAGAAUGGAUUUAGCCCUUUGAAGUGUCCUUUUGUGUAAAACGGUGAUCACUCAUUGGGGUACUUUAGAAGGAGAGUACCUCUUCAAUAAUUUCACAUGGAAUCAGUUCAUAAUUCCUUACAAAGCCAAUACGUGACUUCAGGGGAACAUAGUGUUCAGUGUACAGAUUAACAGCACAGGGUGUCAUUUUAAGUUUUGGCCUUGUUGUUGGAUAUCCUGCUGUUUUCCAGGAAAAUAUGUUAAAUGAAAUAUCAGAGGCAAAUGUUUGUGAACAGCAAAGCCUGUGCUGAACUCUCAGAACAUUUACUGCCAUUAUCUGACAGCCUCCGCCAUUGAAAUCCGACAUGUUUUAGGAUUGAGGCACUUUAAUAUUCCUGUAGCUACUCUGGUAUUCAAAGCUGGAUUGGGGGCUCGUCCGGGAUGUGAGACUCACCAAGAGUAAGCUGUACUCUAACUUGUGAUGCUACACUGUUUGUAUACAGUUAAAUCUUUAUAUUGGCAUGAUGGAAAUCAAGUUUGCUGAGGAUGCAUUUUGGUCUUUUCUAUGGCAAUGCAUGAUGGUUUGAGGCUAAAGGCUUUUAUGGCUAGUUCCUAUUUGUGCUGUCAAGUUUGCAUCUCACACACUACUACAAACACACAAGCAUUAAGUGGCCUUUUUUGAACAACUGCUGCAAGAUGUUUCAAUUAUUUAUUUUUGUCAUAAACAGCUGAUUAUUAUUUUCUAUGCUUUUAAAAGCUAUAACCAGCUAACACAGUGGUACAUAGCAACUGCAUUUACUUAAUCCAAACAAAACAAUCUUUCUUCAAGUGUCCUUACAAAUGCUGAGGGUUUAUAUCACUUCUUUUUUUGUGUUCGGUUUGUGUUUUUGUAACCCUUUAGUAUCAGGGGACAAGCUAUUUGCCGCUCACACCAUAACUUACGUCCCAUGGUUCAGUGGGAGGUGUGUUUGUGAGGGACUGUGUUUUGUACGCGUGUGCAUUGUUCUUGUGCGUGAACAGUGUUGUUUAUCUCGUAAAUCACAACUGGGAAUGAUGGUUUAUUGCUUGUCUUGUUUCAAAAAUGCUUGUUUGCGGAGCAUGGAGAACUGACAAUCUGUUCGAUGAAUCCUGCCUGUUGUUUUUAUUUUCACUACCUGUAUUAUUAUUUUUUUAUCCUUUCUGGUAUGACCUGCCCAAGGUUCCGAAAUGCUUCUGUGUGUGUAAAAAAACAAACAAAAAAACACUGAAUUGUGGAUAGUUGUGUGUUUUUUGGGUUGGUGCGAUACUAAAUGCUUCUGUGUUUAAUGUCUCUGCCCUGCCACUUUGGGCAUGCUGUUGUCUCCCUGCCUCACCUUUUCAAUGAUCCUGGCACUGCCCAUGUACUCUUAACGAUGAUGGAUGACGUUUUUAAAAUGAAACAACUGUGCACAAGAUGUCCCUGCCCUAAAAAGUCUGAGCUACCUGUGUGCUGGCAGUCUUAACAGACUAGGGUCGGGGCAUGGGUUGAAAUGACACUCAUUGGGUAUGAUGACCUUGACUACAAAUUUUUAUGAUUUUAUAACAAUAACAAAUUCAACACAAAAAUGUUAAACGUGUUUGUAUGGUUGAGUAAAAAAAUAAAUAAAAGCAACAGUUAUUCCUUCUACUGCUCAAGUAAUAUAGUAUUAUAGUUAUUAUUAGGGAUGUCCAAUUCAUUACAAGGAACCUGUUCAUAUAGGAGUCCCAAUGAUGGUAGUGGGUUUUUUUUAAGACUCUUGUGGAUUUUUAUAGGGAUUUGAGGGGCUCUUUUUAAGGAAAUUCAUUAAAUUGCAGAAAGGUCAAAUAGUUAUUCUUGAGUGGAAUACAUUUAAAAGGUAUAUAUGUGAAAUGGACAGAAACAGAUUUAUUUGUUUAAACGGCCCUUUCGUUGGUUGUUUUAUCGAUUUGUCCUAUCUUCCCAAAUUACUCAAAUUUGAUCUAAUUGGAUUUUGUUUUCCUUUAGUAUUUUCUUAUUUUUAUUCUCUGAUGAAAAUCCCUCUAAAUUUCAUCACAGCCUUUUUACGAGUUUUUAGGUAGUGUUUAUGGGGUUGGGCAAAGUGAAAAUGUGAGGUAAGCACUUGCUAAUUUUUGUUUCAUUUUUGAAAGUGCUUAUUGUGUAAAAAUCCCAACAUUUUGGUCUUUUAUAGAGCAGCAUGUGGAGCGUAACAAGCUGGUUAAUCAGUCAGGCUAUCUGAUCCAGUAGCAAACCAACUGUAGUUUUCCCACUGUGACUGGAAGUAUUUCUUGGGCACAAAAACCCCCACAUAGAGCUAACUGAGAAAAACUACUGGACAGCAACAGGCGGGGGGGGGGUUGCAAUGUUUCAUGGUAAAAACUCCCAAUAAACUAAAGACUUUUCUCCAGCAUCUUCAUGAAGACUAUACAUUAUAGGAAAAGCGUGACAGUAAAUAUAGAGGAAAUGACUUUUAAAAAUUCCUGGUAUACUUUGAUACCUUAAAACAGCAAUGAUGAAGAAGAGGAGGAUGCAAGCUUUACCAGUUUAGGAAUUUUUGUUGCCUUUCAGAGCAAUUUAUGUGGUGUUUGUGUGGCAUUGUCAAAGGAGAAAAGGAACAGCAGUGGAGAAAUGUACCAGCCUCUUAUUAAACUGUUUUAGAAGCAAAGUGUUUAAAAAA